AUGGUUGACGGAACUUGGGGAGGUGUUUAUCAGGAGCGUCUGUAUGAGCGGCAAGGUCGUCUAUCAGAUCGACUUUGUGCGGAGGCUGCGAGCGAUGCAACUCCUGAGGGAUGUCGAUUUUUCUGGUGUUUACGAGGCAGUCGCGGUAAAGGAAAGCCUUGGCAAAAGUGGGCGUGUGAUCUAUUUCUAGUGCAAUUUAGCACAAGACGAUACCAGCGAGCGAUUUCGGAGACUAUGCCGAUGCUCGCCUGGUAAAGCCUUACUUGUGAUUAUACGCAUCAGCUUCACACAAGAACUUUCAAAAUGCCUAGAUUGUAGUCAUUGUUUUUGUUUAUUUCCUAUUACUUACAUUUUUCCUUUCACCGGUGGGGAAUGGGUGAAGCUUGGUCCUCAAUUCUUGGUGGAAAGGGGGAGGCAUUAUCUUAAAACGUUGCUACAACUUCAUCGACAACGUAUUGCUAGUAUUACACUCUCAAUAUAAUUGCCACAGGUACAACAUCGAAGUUUUCAUUUUGCGGUCGCGUUUCAUUUUGAGCCAUUGGGUUAAAAGCGACGAAAAUGGUACAGGUCGUGACGUUUCUGCGGAUGUCGCGCAAGUAAUUCGCGAAAAAUAUGCGAACUUUAUCAAAGACGCAGUCGCCCGGUACGAUAGGGAGCAUGAGGGAAAAACAAGAACAGCGUGGGACAUAAAGGCUAUUGAGGCACUUAAAGAGUUAGAUGAUGACGCAAUUCGUCAUCUAUC
This is a messenger RNA of Amoebophrya sp. A25, 742 nucleotides long. Lineage: Eukaryota; Dinophyceae; Syndiniales; Amoebophryaceae. The record is from the annotation of a GenBank genome assembly.